Humulus lupulus (European hop) is the source of this 2106-nucleotide messenger RNA. RefSeq lists its product as uncharacterized. The transcript has 8 exons. The record is from RefSeq and is a predicted model, not a curated record. Bases 142 to 1767 code for a protein of 541 amino acids. Lineage: Eukaryota; Viridiplantae; Streptophyta; Magnoliopsida; Rosales; Cannabaceae. Gene Ontology annotation, cellular component: spliceosomal complex.
UUUGAUGCUGGGUAUAUUUAGUUAAGUAUCUCUACAAACGGGUAUAUAUGAAAAAGACCCUUAUUGCGGCCAAUUUCAUCUCUCGUUAGCUGUGUUGCUCAUUCGAAAAGCCCACUAUAUUUCGCGAUUCGACGGCGUUCUAUGAAUGAGAAAUUGCCGACUGCUGGUACUCUAACUCAACAGAGCUGCGAAAGAGAAAUGGAAGUCACCGACAACCACGGCGCCAAACGCAAACGGCAUGAAAACGAAACCAUUUCCUCAAACGACAUCGACCUUUCCCUUUUGGAGGCCGUCGAGAAAUCCCAAGGCUCAGUUGAACUUCUCGAUCUCCGAAGCCUAAAGAAGCUCGUCCUCUCCUUCGAGCGCCGUCUCAAGGACAACAUCGCCGCCCGCCUCAAGUUCCCCCAGCAGCCUGACCGCUUUGCCGAUUCAGAGCUCGAACUCCAUGAAGAGCUUCAUAAGCUCAGGGUCCUCGCCGGUGGUCCCGAGCUUUACCCUGACCUCGUUAGUCUCAAUGCCAUCUCUUCGAUUCUUAAUCUUCUUGGCCAUGAGAACACCGACAUUGCCACCGAUGUCGUUCAGUUGCUUCAGGAAUUGACCGACGAAGACGUUCUUGAGGACAAUGACGAACCUGCUCGGGUCCUUGUCGAUGCCCUAAUUGAGAAUAAUGUUCUUGAGCUUUUGGUCCAGAAUUUGCAUCGGCUUUCGGACACUGAUCCUGAUGAAAUGGCGGCUGUUUACAGAACCUUGGCCACGAUUGAGAAUUUGAUAGAGGUAAAGCCUGCCGUGGCCGAAAUGGUGUGCGAGAGGACAAAGUUGCUGAAGUGGCUUCUGGGGAAGAUAAAGGUCCGUGAGUUCGAUGGUAAUAAGCAGUACGCGUCGGAGAUAUUGGCCAUUUUGCUACAGAAUAGUUCGGCAAACCAGAAAAGGUUGGGGCAAAUGAAUGGCGUCGAUGUUUUGCUUCAGGCGGUGGCCAUGUACAAGUCAAAGGAUCCUAAGAACCCCGACGAGGCCGAGAUGUUGGAGAAUUUGUUCGAUUGUUUGUGUUGCUUGUUGAUGCCAUUGGAGAACAAGGAGAGGUUUGUGAAGGCUGAGGGGGUGGAGUUGAUGAUUAUUAUCAUGAAGCAGAAGAAGUCAGCUUAUGGGUCGGCCAUAAGGGCGCUUGAUUUUGCUAUGACUAAGUACCCACCUGUGUGCGAACGUUUUGUUGAUGUUCUGGGGCUGAAAACGGCAUUUGCUGCAUUUAUGGGUAAGAUUCCCACUAACAAAAGGAACAAGAAAGGGCGCUAUCAUGAGGACUUGGAAGAAAGACUUAUUUCACUGAUUGCAUCAUUAUUUGGUGGAAUUUUGAGGGGUUCUAGAAGAGAAAGAUUACUUGGUAAGUUUGUGGAAAAUGAGUGUGAGAAGAUAGACAGGCUUAUGGAACUCUAUAUGAGAUAUUCUGAUCGAGUUAAAGUAGAGACUGAGCGCCUAAACAACCUUGAAUUUGAUGAUUUAGAGAUGGAUGAAGAAGAGAAGUACAACAUGAAGCUAGAAUCUGGACUUUACACUCUUCAGUUGAUAGCUGUUAUUCUAGGUCAUAUUUGGUGCUCCGAGAAUCAUCAAAUGAGAUCAAGGAUUGAACUGCUACUGAAACAGCAAAAACUUACUAAGAAACAUAUUAAGGAUAUACUCCAGGAGUAUCAUGACAACAUUGGUGAUAUGGAUGGGCUUGAAGAAAAGGAACGUGCACAGACAAAGAUUCAAAAGUUCAUUUCAGCAUUUUGAUAGCUGGAUGAUAUAAUGUGCUCUACAGAGCUUAAAAUUGUAUCGUUUAGCAAAUACGCCCUCAACAUUGACGGGUAACUGCAACAUUUGUUAACAUAAAAUAUAUUUUUAGGUAGAUAUCAGUUGACUGAGUUAAAUACAAAACCCCAGAAUUAGGUUCUUGUUCUUUCCCCAAGAGCUGUCAGACGGACGCAGCUCAUAUAAAGUUGAGCAUAAACAUGCUUUCAAGCAGUGCCUCUUUUGUAAUGAAGCAUAUACAGUAGAAGGUUUAGUGGAGGACAAGAGAAAAUAAUAACUAAUAUAUUAUUAAAAGAAAAUAUGUUUUGAUUGGUAAACGUU